AUGUCGUUAGCCUGGGCUACGGUUCAUCAUCAACUGAAUUGUCUUCCAGAUUUGGCCCAUGGACUAUUGGAUGAUAUGCAAAUUGUUGAGCAGCUGAUUUCUGCCGUGCGUCAUACAUAUCAGGUGGAGGAGUGGAACGAGGCAGCGGUCUUUGGUCGACUGCAUAUUUUUUGCCUGAAUACUCUCAACUCCCCAUCUUCUCAGAUGGCGGUCGAUUUAAACAAAAAAGUCGGAGUUUUACUUGCUGCUCCGCCGUUGCUGAUACGACGAAGCGAUGUGACUAGAGAGAUUAGUUCUGCAUUUUUUUACCACCUCGUUCGGUAUUCUCUUUUCGCCGCAACUUGCCUUGUGCUGUGGUGA
Messenger RNA from Rodentolepis nana, 360 nucleotides. NCBI's taxonomy places the organism in Eukaryota, Metazoa, Platyhelminthes, Cestoda, Cyclophyllidea, Hymenolepididae. The record is from the annotation of a GenBank genome assembly.